Messenger RNA from Effrenium voratum, 1734 nucleotides. The record is from the annotation of a GenBank genome assembly. Lineage: Eukaryota; Dinophyceae; Suessiales; Symbiodiniaceae.
AUGAUCGGUCUGGGCUUGCUUUUGCAGCUUGCAGCAAGCCAGCAGAUCAUCACAGAGGCGCCAGCAUGCGACGGCGUCUUCUUGGCAACCUUCAACAUUCAAAACUACGGCGAGAGCAAAGCCUCCAAAUCUGCCGUUUUGGAUGCGCUGGCCGCGGUCAUCGUCCGCUAUGAUGUGGUGACGAUCCAGGAAAUCUCGCAGAUGCCGGACGGCACUGGCGAGUGCGGGGAGAACACCGAGUCUUCCAUUUGCAGCUUGCAGGUGGCUGUGAACGCCCACAGCCCAAGGCACUUUUCCUUGCGGAUCUCCCCACGAAUUGGGGACGAGCAGUACGCAAUCCUUUACGACACGACUCUGGGCACCUACCUGAGCGGUGACGAGUUUCCAGACAGCACAGCCACCUUCUCCCGGCCUCCGUAUGCCUUUCACCUGGACAUAGGGGGCGCGCGGCUGGCCAUCGCCUCCACCCACACCUCCCCCAGCACGGCCUCCGCGGAGAUUGCCAAGUACCCGUCCGUUCUAUCUUGGAUGGAGGGGGCUUUUGCGGCUGACUACUACAUGGUUGCCGGUGACUUCAACGCUGAUGGAAGCUAUUUCGACGAGGACAGCGAGUGGACGUCAAUCAUGAGCAGCCUUCCCAACUACACGUUGCUCACCGGGAACGACUUGGACACCACGGUGUCCAGCAGCAGCAACACCUACGACCGGAUCAUCGCAAGUUCUCACCUGCAGGCCUCCCCAGCGGCGGUGUUUCACAUCGAGGAGCACGUGAAUCUGUCAGGAGUCUUUGAGCAAGGAUGCGCUGACGGGUACAUCUCCAGCUCAAUUUGCAGCAGCUCACCCGUGCAGUGGUUCGAGGUCACCAAGGAGCUGUCCGACCACUACCCUGUAGAGCUUUGCAUGCACCUGAACGGCACCUGCAGCGACUGCGCGGCCCCCACGGCGCUGAGCGCCGGGGACUGCGCGGUGGUGGGCUUCCAAGCAGAUGAUCCAGACGAUUUUGCGAUCCUGUUGCUUGCUGCCGUGAGCGGGGGCCAAACAAUCUAUGUCACUGACAACGGCGUGAAAGCUGAUGGCUCCUUCCGGGACUCUGAAGGCGUGCUGCAGUUCACCGCUUCCGGGCCGCUGCCUGUGGGCGGCCUGCUGCGACGGGAGAACUUCACUACUGCGUCAGGUAGCUUUGCAUUGUCCUCCAGCGGGGACCAACUUGUGGUCUACACAGGCACCAAGGACAGGCCCACUUUUCUGUGCGCCAUCAACUUCGAGGGAACAGGCUGGCAGUCCGACGCCACCAGCGCCGCCACCAGCGCCCUGCCGCCGGGCCUCGACGCCUUGGCGCUGGACGAGACGGACAAUGCUGUCUAUCUGGGCAACACAUCCGGGUCUGUGGAGGAGCUGCGGCUCUGGACGCGAGAUGCCACAAACUGGGCCUCAGCCGGGCUUCGUGACCAGAUUACCCUUCCCAGCGCCUUCACCAUCGUGACUCCCUCGACAAUGGGUCCAACAAGCGCCACCACUACGAGCACAAGUUCUAUGUCCACAGACAUAUCCACGAGUGCGUCCACAAGUACCUCCACAAGUGCGUCAGAAGCUGUCACCACAGUUUCUGGCACAUCCGGCGCCAACUCCACCACAAGCACUGCUGACGGCUGGCCAGUCCUCGUGGCCGCCGCGCGGACGAGGUGGCUGCCUGUUUGGCUCAUUGCCCUGGUUUCAGCGAGGAUAACGCUUUGA